Molecule: messenger RNA, 787 nt
Organism: Acanthoscelides obtectus
Lineage: Eukaryota; Metazoa; Arthropoda; Insecta; Coleoptera; Chrysomelidae
Source: the annotation of a GenBank genome assembly
AUGUCGUCAUUUCUUUCUUCGAGUACCUUUCCAAUAUACCAGAACUUAUUUUUCUUUGGUGCAAACUGGGCCACUACAAAUUCCCUUUCACGUGCAAUCCUUUAUCUUGCUCCGUUCUCUCCUGAUCUCCAUCUUCAUUCUCUGCCCAUCUGGCAUGACUAUCUGACUGUUUUCUUCCUUUUUGCUUCUUGUUUGUUCCUGAUCGUAGCCUUUUUUUGUUCUAACUAUUGUUUUUCUGAACUGUCUGUGGCAAUAAUACUGCGUCCAGCUAUUCUACGUUUCCUACUUAUUUGAUUCUUGUGCCUUCAAGCAAACAUAUGACAUUAGAGCAGUUGUCAAUUGAGUUGGAGCUAUUAACCCCUCUAGUAUAGCCUCUACAACAGGUGUUGCUGGUCUAAUCAGGUUUUCUGUUUUGAGGAAGACGAACUGAAAUCAGAGAUGGUGGUUUUAUGUUUUGGUACCACAGAUGCUCCAGUGUACGACAAUGAAUGGUUUUGAGAACUGAGUGGAUAACAUUUGUGAUGUGAUGAACCAGCUUCACGAGACAUGCAGUUUGGACAAGGGCGAUCGGUCACAGUGCUCGGAAGAAAGUCUGUGAAUAAAUGCCUGUCAAACGGAUAUAUGCCACAUUUCGCAAAGGAGUUGGUAAUACUUGUAGGAGUCAUAACUUUUUGAAAGGUCAUUCCUACUUCCCCCAAAUCAUAAAUAGUAACUGGUUUCCCAGGAUGUCUUAGUAGCCAAAAGUCAAUGGCGGAAUUUUAAUAAAUUUUGAAUGGAUUGUAAAUUC